GGAGCGGAGUGGAUGUUGGAUUGUAGAGGAGGCAAAAGUCACUGCAGACAUUCUUCUGCUGUAAACUGCACCGUGAUUUGUUGAAGGAAGGCGGGACUCACCGAACUGGACUGGUUUUAUUCUCAUUCAUCGGUCUGUUGUUUAUAAACUUUUGAAGAAACUGUUUUUAAAAACUUCAAGAUGCCAGCUGGAACUUUAGAGAGAACUUCUCCAUCCUCUGUAGCUGCCACACCAGCCAGAGGGGACUCCACACCCGAGAAACCCCGCACUCUGACAGAGCACAGAAAGGUAUGUGAACUCUUUGUUCCUAACAAAAAAUUCAUUUUCGUCAACUGUAGAAAAUUGUCAUCUCAAUGGCGAAAUUUCCUGUGUUCAUUAAGUCCUCUAAACCAAUCAUGGAGAAGAGGAGACGCGCGCGCAUCAACGAGAGUCUGGGCCAGCUGAAGACCCUCAUUAUGGACGCACUCAAGAAAGAUGUAAGGCCAAACAAUAUGAUUUUAUUUAUUCUAAUUGACAACAUUUAGAAAACAAAAUAUAACAUUAAAAAAUCUUUAAUAUGUUUAGAGCUCCAGACACUCUAAACUGGAAAAGGCAGACAUCUUGGAGAUGACUGUGAAACACCUCAGAAACCUGCAGAGACUUCAGAUGGCUGGUAGGAAAUUAAAACUCUAAUUUGCUAUUUUCAUACAGUAUGUCUGCAAUAGAAUAAUUCUCAAGAUUUUAGAUUAGGUUUUUCCCCUUGGAAAUUGAUUUAAGGCCUCUACUGCACAAAAGGGCCUUUUCUCUACAGUAUCUAUCUAUCUAUCUAUCUAUCUAUCUAUUAAUGUUAAUGUGUUUAUGUUUUCUUCUGCAGCAUCAGUUCACUCAGAUCCAUCGAUCCUGGGUAAAUACAGAGCCGGCUUCAGUGAGUGUGUUGGCGAGGUCACUCGUUUCCUGUCCACAUGUGAAGGGGUGAACACAGAUGUGAGGACUCGCCUCCUCAGCCACCUGGCAGCAUGCGUGACCCAAAUCAACACAGUGAACUUCUACACACCUCACCCAGGUACUCUGGGGCUCGGACAGACUAGCACACAGGUCUCUCAGAUGCCGUGCAAAAGCGACUCAGCGAUGCCCGUCUCCUCAGGAGCAAUGAAGAUGUUCGGUGGAUUCCAGGUCAUGCCCAUGCCGGAUGGUCAGCUUGCUUUUGUUGUUCCCAGCGCAGCGCUUGUGCGUAUGAGUGCACAGAAUAGCCAGCACAUGUCGCCUGUUGCACCUCCACUCACCUCAGACUCUGUGUGGAGACCAUGGUAACUGAUUUGCUGGAAAAAGACUAUCUCACAACAAGAAAACCUACAUUUUUGUACAUUUUGUAAAUGUUUGUGAAACCUUCUUUAGAGGGAUGUUUAAACACGUAUGUGUUUUUAAAUGAGCAUAUUUUGUAGAUACUCAUGACUUUUUUACUUAAAGUGAAACUGGUUUGGCACAGAGAGUAUGGAAAAUCAUUGAAAAGCUGUAAAAAGUACUCAAUUUUUUGAGAUGAAUAAAAUGUUUUUUAUGAUGUUUACAAUUACA
This is a messenger RNA of Xyrichtys novacula (pearly razorfish), 1551 nucleotides long. NCBI's taxonomy places the organism in Eukaryota, Metazoa, Chordata, Actinopteri, Labriformes, Labridae. The record is from the annotation of a GenBank genome assembly.